AUGUCGUUCCACCCUCGAACUCCUCAGAGUCCUUCUCAAUUUUCUCCUGGCACCUCCGAUCCCGCGUCGAGCAUAAACAGCUCGGCCCCGUCAUCGACCACGACAUUGCCAACACCAGCCCACAGCGUCAACGGAAGCGCAUCGCAGCCAUCCGACAUGUCUCAGGACAUCAUCAUGGGCGAUGACUCGCCCCACAAGCGCAAGCGCCCGCUCGAAGAUCUUGGCGAUCGAGAGCAGAAGAAAGUCCACAUCGAGGAUAGCAAAACUGGUAUCGAGGCACUCCACCUGGAUGUCGGAGAGAAAUACCUACUUUGCCAAACUCCGCACCACGAGAGACUGCCGCGAAUCACCGAAGAUCUUUUUGAAAUGUUCAACCUUACCGGCAUCGCCGCAGAAGUAGCUCGCGAAAAGCCCAACGGUGAGAAGAAUGCUCUACGGAAGACCUACAAGGGUCAGAUCAAGAAACUGGGAAUCCUCGGGCGCUUCGACUCUGUCGCUCAGGAAUGGGAUGCUCCCAGAGAAGACGGCGACAAGAAGAGAGAAGCGUACCACGGCUUUAGGGAAUUGUUGGAAAUCCCGGAUGCAGAGUUCUGGAACUCUCGGCAAGAUCCGAUCACCAACGGCCUGUCUGGCACCGUGAAAUCGCUGCUGGGCAGAGCGACGACCAUGGCCAAGGGCCCCAUUCCGGUCAAGGACUGGGACAGUUCAGUGCUGGGAGAUCUCGCCACAGGCAGCGUAGAGGCCCUGAGGCAAGGUCUCGCAGGCAAGGCAACGGCGCCCGGAACGCCCUCCGCGACCACGCCGAACCCGUUCGCGCGCAAGCAGCAGCAGACAGCUCCAGGUGCAGUACGUCCGCAACGGACCAAGAAGCGAGGCUAUGGCGACAACAGCUUUGAGGGUUACGGAGAGGGCUUCCCCGACGACGGCUACUCUACGGGAGAUGGCGACGACAGGGGAGGCCAGAAGCGUCGCAAGAAGGAUAGCGGUAACGGGCAGGCGUUCCCGAACACGAUGCGUCCGCAAGGCUACGGUUCGAGCGCCGUGGGCGCAUAG
Colletotrichum siamense is the source of this 1053-nucleotide messenger RNA. RefSeq names its product Mediator of RNA polymerase II transcription subunit 19 (gene ROX3). The coding region runs from base 1 to 1053 and encodes 350 amino acids. The record is from RefSeq and is a predicted model, not a curated record. Gene Ontology annotation, biological process: regulation of transcription by RNA polymerase II. The transcript has 3 exons. Gene Ontology annotation, molecular function: transcription coregulator activity. Lineage: Eukaryota; Fungi; Ascomycota; Sordariomycetes; Glomerellales; Glomerellaceae. Gene Ontology annotation, cellular component: mediator complex.